Molecule: messenger RNA, 594 nt
Organism: Guillardia theta CCMP2712
Lineage: Eukaryota; Cryptophyceae; Pyrenomonadales; Geminigeraceae
Exons: 4
Coding region: 1-594 (197 amino acids)
Source: RefSeq, a predicted model, not a curated record
AUGCAAAUAACAAAUGUUGACAUCGACUUUGAUUUACUUUUCGCCAGGAUCAUGAUGCGCCUGUUCUUUCUGCUGCUCGUGCUUUCAGCCCCUUCCACUGCUUCCGACGCUCCUAUGAAAUGCAGUGACGCAACAGAUUGUCUCGAGUGCUUCAUGAAGCAGGAAUGUGUCCUGAACCCCGAUGGCAGCCAAACCUGCACACCCUGUGGUUGGUGCACGGUGGAGCUCGAUGAAUGGAACGCAGACGUGAAGGGAGCAUGCAUCAAGAUCUACAACUCUACCACAGACUUCUGUAAGGCGUACAAGGCACACGCUUUCGGCUUCUGCCCUGACAAGGUAUGCCAGGCCGGCAGUCAGGACUGUGUUUGUGCAUCGAACGUCUGCCCUGUGGUGAAUGUCUUCCUUCACCUGCUCUCUCUCGAGGGAGUUGGUUUUCUCCUAUUCCUCAUCUUCAUUUGCAUCGUGGCCAUGAUGAGCGCAUGCACGUUGAUGUGCUGCUUCCGCACUCCCCCGAGGCAGAUUGUCCUUGUGCGUGAGUCUCACGAGGAUCCCGGACUUCUCAAUCAGACGGAGGAGGAUUACCAGAGACUGUAA